Messenger RNA from Peronospora belbahrii, 1008 nucleotides. The record is from the annotation of a GenBank genome assembly. Lineage: Eukaryota; Oomycota; Peronosporomycetes; Peronosporales; Peronosporaceae.
AUGAACUCGUUAUGGCUCGUUCGACGCUCGGGUGUAUCAUUAAGAGCGGCGCAUGCACGCACAUGUGCGUCUCUCUAUUGUUCAACAAGUGUAUUAUCAUCUGCAUUGACUCCGUCGUAUUCUCGUGUUUCUUCCACUACUUCGUCAUCAUCAUCAUCAUCUUCUUUGCUGCGUUUCUCUCGACCCGUACUUGUCUCCAUUGACAAAUCAGGAAGCCAUAGAAAUCUUAUUUCUAUCCUUCCUCUUACUUCACGACGUUUCUAUUCGUCGAGGAACUAUUCACGUAACAACAAUGACUGGAAAUCCACAUUAAAGACUGGAGGAUUAGUCCUCUUAGGUACAGGAGCGCUCAUUGCGUCUACAUCCUUGGCCUUUGGGUUUGUGAUUGCAGGUGCAGCUGGAUUUGGAGUGUAUACUUUGUAUCAGCGAUUCUGGCGACCGUAUCGAUCGAAUGAGCCAUUUCAUACCAUGAACUCGAAGAUUAAUACGUCGAGUGACUUGUUGCGUCCCAAUCGACCACGUGAAGAGGUGAUAGGACAAGAUGAUUUGAACUCACUGCUGCAGGGAAUGCCUUUUGUUGUGCGAGGUUUUGUAAAGACGGUGUUUUCGUUGGCGGGACGAGCGAUGCAGCACUCAAUGGAACGAGCGGGUGAGCUGCGACGACGGACGAAUGAACAUUUGCAAAGGAAUAAACGAGUGCGUGAGCAAAUGGGCGAUGACGUCAGUGUGGAUGGACCCGAGCAGUGGAUCGAGUCGACUCUGAAUGGCGUUGGACGCAUUGAAGCAGUUUUUCCAGUCAAUGGGACGUACAGUUCAGCGAGGGUGACUGUGAAGGCUUCGAUUGGUAAAGGUGACAACCUGAAUCUGACAGAGCUCAAGUAUCGCAACCACGAAACUGGGGACACGAUUGAUUUGUUACGUGAUUCAUCUGUCGGAGGUCGAAAAAAGACCGUCAUUGAUGCCGAGUUCGUCGAUCUAGAUGAUGAGAAUGGCCGGUCACGUUGGUAA